Culicoides brevitarsis is the source of this 1778-nucleotide messenger RNA. RefSeq names its product endoplasmic reticulum membrane-associated RNA degradation protein-like. Bases 1 to 1752 code for a protein of 583 amino acids. The record is from RefSeq and is a predicted model, not a curated record. Lineage: Eukaryota; Metazoa; Arthropoda; Insecta; Diptera; Ceratopogonidae. The transcript has 4 exons.
AUGAAAAAUAACAAUGCAAUUGAAACACUUUCUGAUGAAGUUAAGGCUUUUUAUAGCUUCAAAUGUUGUAAAAAGGUCUCAGAUGGAUCCAAAAGUUGCUUGGAGAAGGAAAAUGGAUUAUUGGAUUGGAGUGUCAUCAAUGCCUGGAUGAGAUUUGAUGGUCUCAAUGAACAAGAAAUCGAUGAAAUUUUGAACAAUUAUGAGAAAUGUCGCGAAAGACUCCCUGGAUUUUAUGAAAUUUUGAAUGAAAUUCAUCAAUUAGAGAGAAUUAACGAAGAUUUUAUAUUAAAAUAUGGCAGUUGGACCUUCAGAAUUGACGAUAUCAGUGCCUUAUUGAAGGAAAAAUCAAAUAAUUUUGUCAUUCUUGAACAAAUUUUGACCCUGACAUCUAUUUUGGAGUUCAGUUUAGGGAAUAUAUUUUACACAAAAAAUCACGCCAAUCCGCCACAUUUAUUCAAGGAUUUGUUAAAAAGUGACACAAUUCGGGACAUUUUUAAAGAAGCAAUUCCAUUCGUAAGAUACGUUCUCGGCACUCCAAGGUCCUUAAAUCUUCGAAAUAUCGCAUGGCAUGGAUUUUUAACGGUCGAUUAUUGCUCAGAUGUGUUUUCGAAGCUCUUGUUGCUGAUAAUUCUCUCUUUAGGACGUGAUUUGGGAGACUUCCAAAUACUAAAAAGGACAUUUUCCGUAUCUUCCAUUGAAAAAUUUUCACUUUUAAAGCAAAAUUUUGACUUUCGAUCGUCUUUUGAGGCAGAAAAUGAUGAAUUUAACAAAAAUAUUCAACAAUUAAUGACCAAAAAUUGUCAUGGAAGAGCUUUGCAAUUACUUUUAAUACAAAUUGAAGCUCAUGUGAGACAAUUAUUCGCUAAAACAAACCCAAAUUUUAAUCCUCGAGCGAAAAUCGACGGAUAUUACUUCACUUUAGACAUGAUUUUGGACCAAAAUGUGUGUGUAGGCAACGAAUUUUUCGAUGAAACUCACAAAAAAUGCGUCACAGAGCUCUUAACGGACCAAAAUCUGUCUUUAUUCUACGAUUGCUUUGUUUCUCUCAAAGGACCUCGCAUCAGAGAUCGCAUGAGUCACGGAGAACUACGAUUUUCUGAUGUCACGAAGGAUGUCGUUGACGUAAUUUAUCAUUUGUAUCAUGAACUUACCUCGAAAAGUGCUAUUAAAAGUGUUUAUAACUCAUUUUUUCAUCCAAUUUCUGAACUAAAACGAAAAAUUAAGGAGUUAGAGACCCAAUUAAAGGCUGUGAAUGACUUGAACAUCCCAGAGGAGCUUCCAAAAAGUCAUUUUGAACAAGAAAUUAACUUUUUUGAGACAAAAAUCAACCCAUGUGAUGCAUUAAGAGACCCUGAAUUCACUAAAAUUUCAAAAUUUGUGAGGAUUUUGGUACAAAUUAUCGAAAAUUGUAUCGAAAGUGUUAAAAAUUAUCAUGAAGCAAUCAAAAUUCGGACUGAAGAAUACAAAAAUCGAAGUUUGAGUCAACCGAGGAGGAAAAAUUUAACAAAAAUGGUUGAGAUUCGAGCUCAAAUCGUUCAAGGAAUAAUUUUUACUGAAGAAAUUGUUUAUAAUUUUAGUGAAAAUGUGGAAAAAAUCAAAUUUUUAAGUAAAAAUAAUCCGAAAGAAAUUAAAAUUUUGCUGAAAAUAGUUGAAAAUUUAAAAGUUCAACUCUCAAUCGAGCGAAAUGAUUGGAAAAAAGCUCUCGAAGGCCUCGAAAAACUGAAUUUUCUUGCCGAAAAAUGCAAAAAAUAAACUUUGAUAGAUGAAAUUAUCAGUAU